CGGCGCUCCGUGCGUGACUCCGGGCGACGUCAGCGCGCGCUCCGCGCCAUCCACCAGCCCCCCCGUCUCAUCUCUCCGCGCCGUGGCUUGCACCCUCCGCCUUCGCGUCCCUCCGUUUCAGUUGCCGCGGCGGCGGCGGCGGCGGCAGUGUCCGCGGAGCGCGCGCCCUUCGACCGCUUUCUGCGCGUGCGCGCGCGCUCUCCGCGGUUGGAGCGUUAACUGCCGGUGGCCGAGGCCUUGAGGCGCAUCUGAGGAGGGGGCUGCUAGUGGCUUCUCGGCCUACACUUCCUCCACCUCCCGCCGGGAGCGCCCCAAAGAUAACUUAUUCCUCGUUCGGCAUCUGAAGGCUGAGGCCAGACUCAGGCGGAGAUAGAACACUGUAGGGCCUGCGCCAGCUCCAACUUAGGGCCCUCGGCGUCAUUGCCGCCGCCGCCGCUACUACCCGGUCACCCUUCCUCCCCCUCCAUCUUUCAGGAGGCCUUUCAUCUCCCGGGAGGGUCUCACCUUGGCCUUCAGACGCCCGCUGAGAGGGGCUGGAAGGGCAGAAUUAGCAUGAAAAAGAAAGAGGGUAGACAGCUUUCCGGCCCUAAGCCCCAGGGAUUCUUGACAGGAAAAGUGGGGUUGCUGCCCAGCCUCCCACGCAGUAUAGGUGAAGCUGGCCCCGUUGAGGAACUGUGACUAAGGACAAAAACCUGAUAAAUAUUAUUUAUGCAUCCUUGGGCUGAGAGAGAGAGUAAAAGCAUCAAGCUUAUGAAGAGCUCCAUAGGACCUAAUUGUUGAACUUUGUGGAAGAGAACUCGUCUUGGCUUCUUUCUUGGCUUCCCUAAACUGUUCAUAUACAAAGUAAAUCACCAUCACUCAAACUCAAAGUAAGAAGACAAGCUGAACCAGAUGUAAAAUGGUAGCAAUAUACAGCGGGCUCUGUUUCCCCUCCCAAGGCGGCGGCGGCGGAGCGGCGGAGCCCCCCAAAUGGCCUGGCCAGAUGCGGCAGGUUUGCUGCUCAGCGCUGCCGCCGCCGCCACUGGAGAAGGCUCGGUGCAGCAGCGACAGCGACAGAAGCAGCAGCAGCGAGAGCGGCAGCAGGAGGAGCAGCAGCAGCAGCAGCAGCAGCAGCAGCAACAGCAUCUCCAGUCCCACUGCGCCCUUAGAGCCGCGGCCGCCACCACAGCCGCAGCCCAGCAGCCCCGCAACCCCAAGAGCCGCCGCUCGCUCGGGAGCCGCAGCCGCCGGCGGCAUGAGGCGCGACCCGGCCCCCGGCUUCUCUAUGCUGCUUUUCGGUGUAUCGCUCGCCUGCUACUCGCCCAGCCUCAAGUCGGUGCAGGACCAGGCGUACAAGGCACCCGUGGUGGUGGAGGGCAAGGUACAGGGGCUGGCCCCGGCCGGCGGCACCAGCUCCAACAGCACCCGCGAGCCACCCGCCUCAGGUCGGGUGGCGCUGGUGAAGGUGCUGGACAAGUGGCCUCUCCGGAGUGGGGGGCUCCAGCGCGAGCAGGUGAUCAGCGUGGGCUCCUGUGCGCCGCUCGAGAGGAACCAGCGCUACAUCUUUUUCUUGGAGCCCACCCAGCAACCCUUAGUCUUUAAGACGGCCUUCGCCCCCCUCGACACCAACGGCAAAAACCUCAAGAAAGAGGUGGGCAAGAUCCUGUGCACUGACUGCGCCACCCAGCCCAAGCUGAAGAAGAUGAAAAGCCAGACAGGACAGGUGGGUGAAAAGCAAUCACUGAAGUGUGAGGCAGCAGCUGGUAACCCCCAGCCUUCCUACCGCUGGUUCAAGGACGGCAAGGAGCUCAACCGCAGUCGUGACAUUCGCAUCAAGUAUGGCAACGGCAGAAAGAACUCACGACUACAGUUCAACAAGGUGAAGGUGGAGGACGCUGGAGAGUACGUCUGCGAGGCUGAGAACGUCCUGGGGAAGGACGCGGUGCGGGGCCGGCUGUACGUCAACAGCGUGAGCACCACUCUGUCAUCCUGGUCAGGACACGCCCGGAAGUGCAACGAGACAGCCAAGUCCUAUUGUGUCAAUGGAGGUGUCUGCUACUACAUCGAGGGCAUCAACCAGCUCUCCUGCAAAUGUCCAAACGGAUUCUUCGGACAGAGAUGUUUGGAGAAACUGCCUUUGCGAUUGUACAUGCCAGAUCCUAAGCAAAAACACCUUGGAUUUGAAUUAAAGGAAGCCGAAGAGCUGUACCAGAAGAGGGUCCUGACGAUCACUGGCAUCUGUGUGGCUCUGCUGGUCGUGGGCAUCGUCUGUGUGGUGGCCUACUGCAAGACCAAAAAACAGCGGAAGCAGAUGCACAACCAUCUCCGACAGAACAUGUGCCCAGCACACCAGAACCGGAGCUUGGCCAAUGGGCCCAGCCACCCCCGGCUGGACCCCGAGGAGAUCCAGAUGGCAGAUUAUAUCUCCAAGAACGUGCCAGCUACAGACCACGUCAUCCGGAGGGAAAAUGAGACUACCUUCUCCGGAAGCCACUCCUGUUCUCCUUCUCACCACUGCUCCACAGCCACACCCACCUCCAGCCACAGACACGAGAGCCACACGUGGAGCCUGGAGCGUUCCGAAAGCCUGACCUCCGACUCCCAGUCGGGCAACAUGCUGUCAUCGGUGGGCACCAGCAAGUGCAACAGCCCAGCAUGCGUGGAGGCCCGGGCACGGCGGGCAGCAGCCUACAGCCUGGAGGAGCGACACAGGGCUGCUGUGCCCCCCUACCAUGACUCCAUAGACUCCCUGCGCGACUCCCCACACAGCGAGAGGUACGUGUCGGCCCUGACCACUCCCGCGCGCCUCUCGCCCGUGGACUUCCACUACUCUCUGGCCACGCAGGUGCCGACUUUCGAGAUCACGUCCCCCAACUCGGCGCACGCCGUGUCGCUGCCGCCAGCCGCGCCGAUCAGCUACCGCCUGGCGGAGCAGCAGCCGCUACUGCGCCACCCAGCGCCCCCCGGGCCCGGCCCGGGGCCUGGGCCCGGCGUGGACAUGCAGCGCAGCUACGACAGCUACUACUACCCGGCGGCGGGGCCGGGGCCGGGACCGCGGCGCGGGGCCUGCGCGCUGGGCGGCAGUCUGGGCAGCCUGCCCGCCAGCCCGUACCGCAUCCCGGAGGACGACGAGUACGAAACCACGCAGGAGUGCGCGCCCCCGCCGCCGCCGCGGUCGCGCACGCGCGGCACGUCCCGCAGGACGUCGGCGGGGCCCCGGCGCUGGCGCCGCUCGCGCCUCAACGGGCUGGCGGCGCAGCGCGCACGCGCGGCGCGGGACUCGCUGUCGCUGAGCAGCGGCUCGGGCGGCGGUUCGGCCUCGGGCUCGGACGACGAAGCGGACGACGCGGACGGGGCGCUGGCGGCCGAGAGCACGCCCUUCCUCGGCCUGCGCGCGGCGCACGACAUGCUGCGCUCGGACUCGCCGCCGCUCUGUCCGGCGGCCGACAGCAGGACUUACUACUCCCUGGACAGCCACAGCACGCGGGCCAGCAGCAGACACAGCCGCGGGCCGCCCCCGCGGGCCAAGCAGGACUCCGCGCCCCUCUAA
Messenger RNA from Choloepus didactylus (southern two-toed sloth), 3529 nucleotides. It is a transcript of the gene NRG2, whose product is annotated as neuregulin 2. The record is from RefSeq and is a predicted model, not a curated record. NCBI's taxonomy places the organism in Eukaryota, Metazoa, Chordata, Mammalia, Pilosa, Megalonychidae. Gene Ontology annotation, molecular function: signaling receptor binding. Bases 899 to 3529 code for a protein of 876 amino acids. The transcript is spliced from 13 exons. Gene Ontology annotation, biological process: intracellular signal transduction; nervous system development; animal organ development.